UCGUUUCUCUAUCAUCUCCUGUACGCCAACUGUUCGAUGAAAUGUCUUUCAGAAACUUCGUCCUGAAUCAUUUACCUCACUAGUUUCUCGCCUUCAUCACUGGAUUUGGGCUUACUAAAAGCUUGAAGAUGAGUUCUACUGUUUGGUGGGAAGGAGUUGAGAAGACACGAGUUCUCAUUGCCCCAGAUUCAGCAUGUGGAGGAAACAAACCUGGAGAACUAUUAACACUUCGCCAUCCAAAAUCAGAAAAUGGAACUUGCUACCUUUUUAACAAUGACAUGCUUCAAGAAAUUCAAUGGUUUAAGCAAUCAUAUGGUUCUUGGUUCCUUGGAGAUUACAUUUCUCAAGAUGGAAGCUUAUAUAUGGCUACUCCGGUUGAUCCUGUUUUCAUCUUGUUGCCUGUUUUCGACCAAGCAAGAAUGAAGAAAGGGGAUGAUCCUGGAAAGUUCAGGCAACUGGAUGAGGUUUUAUUUGUUGAAGGAUAUCCUGAAUAUCAACAUCUGUCGUCACUUGCAGAGAAGUGUAUGGAGAUCGUUUGUCAAACUCAAGAGGUUGGAUCUAUGAAGUUUUAUCGACUUGAUAACUCGAAAGUUUUAGCUUGGUUAACUUGUAAGGUGCGCUCUUUAAAGAAGGCUCUACCGGCAUUGGACAAGAACUAUGCAGCUCAAGAUGAGAAACAAACAUUGGUGGAUGCAGUUUCAAUUGUGGGAGAGUACCUGAAGACAGAGCCUUGGUUGAAGCUUCUCUAUGAUCAUCUUGGACUGGAGUUUGUAGACCCAACAACGAAAGAAAGCAAUACAGAGACCUUUCCAAAUGCAAAUGAGAAUAAAAUGGACUACUCAAAUUCAUUACAGGAGAGAGCAAACAAGAAGACAGGAAAACCUGAGAAACAGACAAAGCAAGCAAAGGUAGAGACUGGAUCAAAGAACAUAAGGGAUAUGUUUUCAAGGGCUUCUAAGAAAAAGUGCUGA
Molecule: messenger RNA, 971 nt
Organism: Brassica oleracea var. oleracea
Lineage: Eukaryota; Viridiplantae; Streptophyta; Magnoliopsida; Brassicales; Brassicaceae
Product: ribonuclease H2 subunit B
Exons: 11
Coding region: 129-971 (280 amino acids)
Biological process (GO): ribonucleotide metabolic process; RNA catabolic process
Cellular component (GO): nucleoplasm; ribonuclease H2 complex
Source: RefSeq, a predicted model, not a curated record